AUGGAGACCGGAAAUAUUUUACCAAAUGAUUAUAUUUCAAAAAGAAAUUCAUUAAAAAAUAAGAAAUGUCACGUUUCCAUCACUGAAAAAUCCAUACAAAGUCCCACCACUGCUCAACUAUCCGCCUCUACUGCACUCAGUUCAGAUUCCCUAGAUUCCCCUUCACAUGUUUAUCGGACCUUUCUGGACUUACCUUCUCUUGAUGGUGAUGAUGUCCAAUCUUCCGCCUAUUAUGCCUAUGCUUCCUCUUGGUCCGACUAUGCCUUUGCGUUUCGCUUCUCAGAUGCUCUCCUUCUCUUCGCUACAAUCACAUUUACUUGUUUAUCUGCAUCUCUGGAACCGCUCAUGACUUGGACUAUGGGUAAAAUCUUUGAUGCUUUUUCCAACUAUGCACGAUCCAUGAUUUCCCUCGACGAAAUGUGCUCCAUCGUCAAUUUUAACUCCCUUCUUAUUUUCCUAUUCGGUAUGGCUUCAUGGGUGUUUAGUUUUGCCGUUCGUUUUCUCUGGCAGUACCUUAGUGCCGUUAUUGGAAAACGGUCUCGCUCUCUUUGUUUUCAUGCCCUUACCAACAAACCAUCUACUUUUUACUCACUCAUCAACAGCUCUAGCGCCUUAAUCAAUUCGGUCGACAGAUGUAUUAUAUUUUAUGAAUCCUCCAUCAAUCUUCCCCUUUUUCAUAUCGUCGAAAACUUGGCUAUUGUCAUUUCUUGCCUCGCCAUAUCCUUUCGCUACAGCUGGUCCUUGACACUUAUCAUCAUGGCUUCUUAUCCCAUUAUUAUGUUUGUCGUUGCUUUCAUCAAUUCUUUUCUUUAUAAUAGCUAUGAGGGUGAUCGCCUUGCUUCUGAAAAAGCAGCUUCUUUCAUAGAAAGAGUAUUGAUGGCUUUUAAAACUGUAACCUUUCAUGCCAUGCAAAAUCAUGAGUUUCACAAUCUUCAAGGAGCCAUCAACCAAAGCUCUAAAAAUUUUCUCCGAUUUUCCUUUCUUCAUUCCCUGCAAGGUGGAAUCUCACAAUUCUUCUUGUAUUCAGUUUUUUUUCAAGGUCUUUGGUUUGGUAACCAUUUAGCCAACUCCGGAAAAGUUACUGCUGGUCAGGUCGUUACCGUUUUUGGUUCUUGUCUCUCCGUUGCCUCUGCCAUCCAACAAAUUCUUCCAUCCAUUCCUGACCUUAUAAAAGGAAAAUUCGCUUCCCAUUUUCUCAAGUCUUUAUGUCAUGAACCUGCUUCUUCCAAACAAAAACCUCCUAAAGUCGGUUUCCAAGACGUUAAGCUAUCUUGGAAUUUCAACAUGCGCAAUGUUUCUUUUAUGUAUCCAAGCACAGAAGAUCACAAGCCUUUCAGCAUCAUCAAUCUCUCCAUGUCCAUUUCUUCUGGUAAGGUUUCGCAUAUAAUUGGACCAAGUGGUUCAGGUAAAAGCACUAUUGCUACGUUGCUUAUGAGCUUUUUUCAGCCCACUUAUGGCUUUAUAUAUGUGGAUGAUGUUCCUUUAGCAAUGAUCGAUCCAAACUAUGUGUAUUCCAAUGUUACUUUAGUUAGGCAAGAAGCUGUCGUAUUUGAUAUGACAAUUCGUGAAAACAUUAUGAUCGGAAACCAUAAUGCCUCUGAAAGCGAUUUUGAAUGUGCUGUCCGCCUAGCCCUUGUUGACGAAUUUGUUUGGAAUUUUGACGAAGGCUAUGAUACUCCUUGUCAUGGGGGAACCCUUAGCGGAGGACAACGUCAAAGGAUUGCAUUAGCUAGAGCACUUCUUCGAAAUACUGAGGUAUUAAUCCUCGAUGAGCCUACUAGUGGUUUAGACAUUAUAUCGAAAAACCUGAUCAACGAUGCUAUUCGUGCACACCGCUUAGGUAAGACAACUAUUUACAUUACCCACGAUAUGUCUCAAAUCUACAAUGAUGAUUCCGUAUUUGUCGUUGAAAACGGUCGCUUACUGCAUCAGGGUACAAAAAGGGAUUUAUGCAAUCUCGGGUUAUUCGACAAUCCAUCUGAUGAGCAAGAGGAACCCGUUUCUGAAAUGCCAUGUUUGGAAAAUCCUUUUUUAGCAAGUUUUGAAAAAUCAGAGGAAAGUUAUGGUUCUUACGAUGACAUAUCCCCCUCUUUCGUUGAUGCAUCGCCAAGCAUGUCUGUUAUGCACAAUCGAGAUCCAAAAAAUUACUCCAUGUUGCAAGAAAAACCAUUAGAUACUGCAGAUGGUAACAGAAACUUAUUUUUAGAAGAAAAGGAGUCUGUAUACUCCAUAUGUGCUAUAUUCAAAAGCCUAUGGAAAGUUCCGAGGGCCAGAUAUCUGUUUUUCUUUGGUUGUUUAACUUCACUUGCACAAGGUGCAAGCAUACCGGUAUUAUCUUUUAUCGUAUCUAAGUCUCUAAACUUGUUUAUGCAUCAAAAUAUGUCUGUUGGGAUCGCAUUAUGGUCUUGUAUGAUUUUAGUCGUGGCCGCAUUCACUGGCUUGUUUUAUUUUUUGAGUCAUUAUAUAUUUUCCAAGGCCGCUACAAAUUGGUGUGAUUACUAUCGUCUCGUUGGCAUGAAAACGUUGUUAUCGCAGGACCAGGAAUGGUACGAUGAAACAUCAAAUUCACCUAUCUUAUUCUCAAAAAUUUUGGUGAAUAACAUCAAUGAUAUGAGAAACCUGAUUGAUUCUUUGGUAGAAGAACUUUUUGUUGCUUUCGUGAUGAUGAUAGUUGGUUUGAUAUGGGCUUUAAUAACUGGAUGGAAGUUGGCUAUUAUUCUGACAGCCGUAAGUCCUGUUUUGAUACUCACUUCGAAGGUUUUCUCUUACUUCUACGUUAAAACGGAAAAAGAUUGUCAAGACUGCUCAAUUACUACUACUUCUAUCUUGCAUCAAACUACCAUGAACCUUGACGCAAUUAAAGGGCUUUCUGUUAUGCCAUAUUUUCGCGAAAAGUACAAAGAACUCCUCAAAGAUUAUUGGGACGCUACUAAAAAGAAGGCUUUGUAUACUAGCUUAGGAUAUUCCGUCACCUGUUCUCUUUUAUAUUUUGUUCGUUCUCUUCUAUUUUAUGCUGCAGCAAAGUUUAUAUCGAAAAACUAUUAUAACGUCGAGCAAACCAUACAGAUUUUAUCGCUAGCGGUAUUUACGAUGGUAUCUGCUUCUAGUUGCAUCAUGUCUUUGCCAAAUGUUUCUGCUAGCAGAAUUGAAGCUAGCAGGGUUCUGCGUUUGGCUGAUAUGAAGCCAGGCAAACUCAACGAUCAAGGAAAUAUGAAGUUUCCUUUCGUUGGAAAAAUUGAAUUUGACAGAGUUAAUUUUGCUUAUAAUCAAGAGCGAGGAGCUUCCGCUCUUGAAGAUGUAUCAUUUUCAAUAAAACCAAAGGAAAAAGUCGCUAUUGUUGGUGGAUCUGGUUCAGGAAAAUCAACUACGGCAGAGCUGCUUCAAAAGGUUUAUAUGUCUGACAAUAUUUAUAUCGAUGACCAUCCCCUUUCUGAAAUCGACACUAAGUGGUUAAGACGAAAAAUGGCUGUUGUAGACCAAAAGCCAAAUUUGAUGGGUGAAACAAUUUUGGAGAGUUUAUUGUAUGGCUGCGACGCGAACAUGGUAGCAAUUGAAGAAGCGCUAAAACAAGCCAACAUUCUCGAAACCUUACAAGAUCUGCCGAACUAUUUGGAAUCGCCAAUCUCAGAGUUUAGCAAAAAUCUCUCUGGUGGACAAGCUCAACGUUUAGCUAUCGCUAGGGCAUUGCUCCGAAAACCAAGAAUUUUAAUUUUGGAUGAAUGUACUUCUGCACUAGACUCUAAUUCGUCGAGAAAAAUUGAGCAAACAAUUCAAAGCUUGACAUGUACAGUACUUAUCAUUACUCACCAAACUUCGUUGAUGAGACUCGCCGAUCGUAUUAUUGUCAUGGAUUCCGGUAGAGUUAUGGAAACUGGUUCUUAUGAUGAAUUAAUGACUCCACAUACUCAUUUUUGGAAACUUGUCCAUAGUGGUAAAUGGACGGACUAA
Molecule: messenger RNA, 3948 nt
Organism: Schizosaccharomyces osmophilus
Lineage: Eukaryota; Fungi; Ascomycota; Schizosaccharomycetes; Schizosaccharomycetales; Schizosaccharomycetaceae
Gene: mam1
Product: M-factor transmembrane transporter Mam1
Exons: 1
Coding region: 1-3948 (1315 amino acids)
Biological process (GO): transmembrane transport
Cellular component (GO): membrane
Molecular function (GO): ATP hydrolysis activity; ATP binding; ABC-type transporter activity
Source: RefSeq, a predicted model, not a curated record